AAGCUCCCUCUGCUGGCCAGACGGAGAAACGCACUCAGGAUCAGCUGACCUGCUCUGAGCUGAAUCACAUGACGAGCACAAGGGGCUCGAAAAUAGGAAGCGUUUCGGCACAUCUGAACGCCGUAAUCUUCCUGUGGGACAUGUGAACAUGGCAGCUGCUGUGGAGAGGACGGAUGAUAUUGUGAGGGAAUAUCUGAUCUACAGAGGCUUCACCAGCACCCUCAAGCACCUGGAUGUGGAAAUCAAAGCCGACAAGGAGAAAGGAUUUCGGGUUGAUAAAAUAAUCGACCAGCUCCAGCAGUUCAUUCAGAGCUAUGACCUGGCCGGACUGAAGGAGUACUGGGGCUACCUGGACCGCAGGCUCUUCUGUAGAUUGGAGGACGUCUACAGGCCCACGGUCAACAAGCUGAGGACCAGCCUCUUCCGCUACUACCUCGUGCACACCGUACAGAUGAAGAAUCAGGAGAAGACUCAGGAGUUCUUCCAGAAGCAGGCGGCGGAGCUGCAGGGGCAGGCGGAGUGGCGGGAUUGGUUCGUUUUGCCCUUUAUCCCUGUGCCGGAACAGAAUCCAGCCUUUUCUCCGUAUUUCUCCCGCCAGUGGGCCGACACUUUCCUCGUCUCGCUCCACAACUUCCUCAGCGUUCUCUUCCAGUGCAUGCCCCAGCCAGUCCUCCUGAGCUUUGAUGCGGAGGUGCAGAGGACCACCAGCAUCCAGGAGGAGAACGAACAGCUGCGGCAGAUAUUGUUUGCACUCCAAGGAGAAUUGAAGCCCAAGAAGUCCGAGGAGAUGGUGCAUCACAAACUGCCCGCCUACGUCCAGCACAUGGACAGAUUGGGUGACACAGAGCUGGAUCUGGUGACGAGUCAGCGCGCCACUAACCCCUCCACGCCUUCCAGAAACUUCUUCUCCACCUUCUUACCCCAGGGCAGAAGAGCCACGACCCGAACCCCGCAGGGACCCCCGGGUUCCUCCCCCACCCAGGCAGCCCUCGGCAGGAAGGACACCGCAGCCAGUCAGGCUGUGAAGGCGAAGGACCCUACAGCCUCAAAGGAUUCCAAGAUGGUGGUGACCAUAGAGCAGGGCACUGGUCACUCCAGACAGAAGAGACAGAUGGACCAUGAGAAGGAGAGGAAGGAACUGUUCUCCAAACAGCCAGCACAGAGUUCUGAGAAGAAAGCAGAAAGUUCGGACACAGAAACUCAGCCUGAGAGUGAAACCUCAGACUUGCCUACCAAUCAGGCGCGAGUUGGAGGCGAAGUGGGCGGAGCAGGGGCGGGGGCGGAGCAACCGUUCAUCAAGCUCAGUCAGGAGGAGUACGGAGAGCAUCACUCGUCCAUCAUGCACUGCAGAGUGGACUGUUCAGGUCGAAGAGUAGCCAGUCUGGAUGUGGAUGGUGUGGUAAAAGUUUGGUCCUUUAACCCCCUCAUGCAGACCAAAGCCACCAUCAUGUCCAAAUCUCCUCUGCUUUCGCUGGAGUGGGCCACCAAACCAGAUAGACUGCUGCUGCUGGGCAGCGGCGUCGGCACGGUGAGACUCUAUGAUACAGAGGCUAAGAAGAAUCUGUACGAAAUGACCAUAGACGAGGCUCAUCCACGGAUCUUGUCGUUGGCCUGCAGUCCCAGCGGGACGUCCUUCGUGUGCUCCGCGGCUGCCAACAUGUCCCGUCCAGGGAGCAUAACGGAGACGGUGCCUCGUGCUUCUCUGCCCGUCUCUGGGCAGCUACUGCUCUGGGACACCAAGACAGUCAAACAACAGCUGCAGUUUGCUCUGGAGCCCGGUCCCGUUGCUGUAAACUGCACCGCCUUCAAUCACAACGGGAACCUGCUGGUGACCGGAGCUGCUGACGGCAGAAUUCGCCUGUUCGAUAUGCAGCGCUAUGAGAGCGUGAUGAGCUGGAAGGCUCAUGAUGGGGAGGUGUACAGUGUGGAGUUCAGCUACGAUGAAAACACCGUCUUCAGCAUCGGAGAGGAUGGGAAGUUCAUUCAGUGGAAUAUCCACCGCUCUGGUGUGAAGCAGUCAGAGUACUUGCUAUCCCAGGAUGCUGUGGGGCCAUUUGUGCUGUCGGGCUACAGCGGCUAUAAGCAGGUUCAGGUGCCGCACGGACGACUGUUUGCUUUCGACUCAGAAGGGCAGCACGUCCUCACCUGCUCCAGUACCGGAGGACUCAUCUAUCGACUGAAUAAAGGCGAGUCGGGCCUGGAGAGCGUGUUGUCUCUAGGAGGUCACAAGGCUCCAGUGGUAACAGUGGACUGGUGUUCUGCUGUAGACUGUGGAACGUGCCUCACUGCCUCCAUGGACGGAAAGAUCAAACUGAGCACGCUUCUGGCACAGAAACCCUGAUCCCAGAACUGCUGCCUUGCAGCCUUUAUCACUGUCAACAUUCAGAACAGCUGAUCUGAGAGCAGCUCUUCACACAUGACCUGUGAGUCAGUAACAGGCUGGCAGGUCUCAGCUAGACUGUAGCGAUGAACAACAAAAGAAAUGAUCAGUGUUUGGAUUUAUCUCAAUUAUGGUCCUUUACUCCUGCCACUUACAUACAUACAUACUGUGCAAACAUCCAAGACCACUGUUUAUUUAUUUAAUUUAGAAACACAAGACGGACAAAAAUGGGCCUCCUAACAACCACCUGGAAGACCUGGUCGACAC
Colossoma macropomum (tambaqui) is the source of this 2647-nucleotide messenger RNA. It is a transcript of the gene wdr91, whose product is annotated as WD repeat domain 91. Lineage: Eukaryota; Metazoa; Chordata; Actinopteri; Characiformes; Serrasalmidae. Gene Ontology annotation, biological process: early endosome to late endosome transport. Gene Ontology annotation, cellular component: extrinsic component of endosome membrane; late endosome membrane; early endosome membrane. The coding region runs from base 149 to 2341 and encodes 730 amino acids. Gene Ontology annotation, molecular function: phosphatidylinositol 3-kinase regulator activity; protein binding. The transcript has 16 exons. The record is from RefSeq and is a predicted model, not a curated record.